This is a messenger RNA of Anisakis simplex (herring worm), 240 nucleotides long. Lineage: Eukaryota; Metazoa; Nematoda; Chromadorea; Rhabditida; Anisakidae. The record is from the annotation of a GenBank genome assembly.
AUGAACGAUUCAGAUGACUCAACGCAUUCACAGCUAAUGGAAAGUGUUUCCGUGGAUGAGAGUAUCUCGGGUAAUGUCACCGAAACGCUCGCUAAAGUGUCAUCUAACAACGCCAAUAAUACACCUUCAUCUCCGGCAAACAACUUGGUGACACCAACCCACUACGAAGACGAUAUCAAUGUGGAUGACGACAUCAACGAUGAUGUCCCGCCGUCUUUACAGCAAGAAACACUUAUGGAG